Phragmites australis (common reed) is the source of this 1295-nucleotide messenger RNA. RefSeq names its product hypersensitive-induced response protein 1-like. The transcript is spliced from 5 exons. Lineage: Eukaryota; Viridiplantae; Streptophyta; Magnoliopsida; Poales; Poaceae. The record is from RefSeq and is a predicted model, not a curated record. The coding region runs from base 106 to 990 and encodes 294 amino acids.
UCAAUUCCUCCAUAUAUUUCUCAACCAUCCGAAACAUCUUUGUAAAUUAACUCAAAUCUUCAGCAGCGAUUGUUGCUCCUGUGCUCAAACAUUGAGGAGAAUAGAAUGGGGAAACUAGUGGCGGCAAUCGGCAGGUUACUCUGCUUUGCACAGGUGAACCAGUCAACAGUAGGCAUCAAGGAAAGAUUUGGGAAGUUUGAGGAAGUGCUCGAUCCUGGAUGCCAUUUCGUGCCAUGGAUUAUUGGAAACCGCGUUGCGGGUCAGCUCACACUAAGGCUUAGGCAGCUAGAUGUCCGUUGUGAGACAAAGACAAAGGAUAAUGUUUUUGUUACUGUUGUUGCAUCCAUUCAAUACCGAGCAAUGGAAGACAAAGCAAGUGAUGCAUACUACAAGCUGAGCAACACAAGAGCUCAAAUUCAAUCAUAUGUCUUUGAUGUUAUAAGGGCAAGUGUUCCCAAACUAGAACUGGAUGAUACUUUUGAGCAAAAGAAUGAAAUAGCAAAAGCUGUGGAGGAGGAGCUUGAAAAGGCAAUGUUUGCUUAUGGUUAUGAGAUUGUGCAAACACUCAUUGUUGAUAUAGAACCAGAUGAAAAAGUUAAAAGGGCUAUGAAUGAAAUAAAUGCUGCUGCAAGAAUGCGUGUCGCAGCAAAUGAGAAGGCAGAGGCAGAGAAGAUCAUUCAGAUCAAGAGGGCUGAGGGUGAAGCUGAAGCCAAAUAUCUCUCUGGCAUUGGCAUUGCAAAGCAGCGACAAGCCAUAGUUGAUGGGCUGAGAGACAGUGUGCUCGGCUUCUCUGGCAAUGUGCCUGGGACUUCAGCUAAGGAUGUCAUGGAUUUAGUUCUGGUCACUCAAUACUUCGACACCAUGAAAGACAUCGGUGCAGCAUCCAAAUCUUCAGCAGUUUUCCUCCCACAUGGUCCUGGUGCUGUUGCAGAUAUCACCAGUCAGAUUCGUGAUGGGUUUCUUCAGGUAUCUACUCAGCAGAAAAAGUGAUGGGGGUUGCAUUGAAUUCUCAAAUCCAUGUAACAAGAAUCUGGAUUGGUGAGGCCAUUCCUACUGGUUUGUCAUAAGUCAGUGGUCCUUUGCAUGCUUGAGAAUAUUGUGUGAUCUUGUUAAAUAGUACCAAGCUUGUACAUAGUUUGUGUUUAAUACCACCUUCAUCUCAAAAUAGAUGACGUUUUAGUCUCUUCUACAAUGCUCAAAAUACAUGACGUUCUACGAUUUCGAGGUAACUUUAGCCCAAAUUUUCCAAUCUUACCCCCUCCAUUAAGUUACUUUUCUUCCCAAUGCAAGUCUCA